Bombus impatiens (common eastern bumble bee) is the source of this 1840-nucleotide messenger RNA. Its product is annotated as glycerol-3-phosphate phosphatase. NCBI's taxonomy places the organism in Eukaryota, Metazoa, Arthropoda, Insecta, Hymenoptera, Apidae. Gene Ontology annotation, cellular component: cytoplasm. Bases 209 to 1135 code for a protein of 308 amino acids. The record is from RefSeq and is a predicted model, not a curated record. The transcript has 6 exons. Gene Ontology annotation, molecular function: phosphatase activity.
AAUUUAUAUUCCUAUAUUACGUAACCAGCACGCAAGGUCACGUUACAAAUGCGUGAAUGUCAAUGAUAGUACUGGUAGGGUGAUAGACAUGCUCUGUUUAAGAUCAUCUUUUUAGUUACCGCAGUUAAUUGCUAAAGAGUGUACUUUGUGUGAAUAGUAGACCUAGCUUCAUUUCAGUUUGAAAAGUCGUAUCUGCAGGUCAAGCAAAAUGACGACAAAACGUUAUAUAUUGUCAUUAUCAAGUGCAGAAUUUAAAAAUUUCAUAGACUCCAUUGAUGUAGUUUUAUCAGACUGUGAUGGCGUCCUAUGGAAGGAAACCCAAGUAAUAAAGAAUUCACCUGAAACUGUAAAUAAGUUUAAAGAAUUAGGUAAAAAGUUUUUUUACAUAACAAAUAGUAAUACUAAAACCAGGUCUGAAUUUGUGGACAAGUGUAAAAAUCUUAAGUAUGAUGCAACAAUAGAUGAAAUAGUAUGUUCUUCAUUUUUGGCUGCUAUGUAUCUUAAGGAAAAAAGAUUUAAUAAAAAAGCAUACGUAGUUGGGAGUGAUGGUAUUACCAAGGAAUUGGAAGCUGAAGGUAUCAAACAUUUUGGUGUCGGACCAGAUGUAAUGGAAGGUGAUGAAGUAGAAAUGAUAGAAAACUUUAAACCAGACCCAGAAGUUGGAGCAGUUAUUGUAGGCUUUGAUAAACACUUUAGUUUUCCUAAGCUUGUGAAAGCUGCCACUUAUUUACGAGAUCCAAAUGUUCAUUUUAUAGGGACAAAUUGUGAUGUAGAAAGACCAUCGCCAAAUACUAAUAAAUUCCCAGGAACUGGAUGCUUCAUAAAGAUUAUAGAAAUGGCAUCCAAUAGAUCAGCAGUGAUGCUUGGAAAACCAGAAUCAUUUUUGAGCGAAUAUAUUAUAAAGAAAUAUGGUUUAAAUCCUCAAAGAACACUUAUGAUUGGUGACAAUUGUAAUACUGACAUUCUUCUUGGGAAACGUUGUGGGUUUAAAACUCUUCUUGUAUUAACGGGUAUUACAACACAAAAUGACGUAGAUGCCAUGAACGCUUCUACUACAAGUUCUAAAGAUUUGAUAAUUCCAGACUAUUAUGCAAAUGAGUUAGGUGAUGUACUAAAAAUGAUUGCAUCAUCUUGAUAAUUUGGUAAUAUAUAAUUAUUUCAUUCUCAUUUAUAUUUUUUGGUCUUUCUAAUUGUUUGGAUUACUAAUAUAAUUAUUUAUUUAUUAUGACAUAUGCAUGAAAUAUUUUUCAAUGUUCCUCCAUAUAUAUAUAUAUAUUUUUUUUUGUCUAAUUAAAGAUGUUUUAUUAUAUAAAAAUUGUUUAGUUACAUGUACAAUACAUAAUUGUUAUUUAGCUAAUAUAGAAAUUUGCAUAUAAAAAUAUACAGUGUUAUAGUGUUAUAUGUAACAUGUUCAAUUUUAGCUAAAAUAGUAUCUUAAAUAAUAUUAAAAAUGAUUAGUGUUCCAAUUCAAAUACAAAAUGACAGUACAAAUAUGUAAAAAUAUGUAAAAUUACUGUAUUAAUUUUGGGUAUUUUUUAUUAAUAUUACCUUUUGAUAAAUGUUCUUCAGAGAAACUGAAAGAAAAGAUUUGCCAAAAAGUUAUAUCUAUAUGAUAGUCUGUGGUUACUGAUAGAAUUAGCAUUUUGUAUUUACUUGUAUGCCUAAAUAUUUUUAUAACGUUUAAAAUAUUGCAUGCCUGGUGCAUACAGCGAGAAUUAGGUAAAAUAUAUGUAUGGAUCUAUGUUUAACUCAGCAAUGAAGUUAUAGUUUACAUAUAUUACAUAUAUAUGUUAAAUUAUAUGUAUGUGUGUAUAUAGUAACAAUAAAUGUUAAAAGCAUA